CGUCGAUUGGAGCUCAGACAGAUAGUGCUCUAUUUCUCGUCACCGAGACUGCUACACAAUGGUCUAAUUGAUAGAAUUUAACGUCUAUAUCAGAUCUACCUCACCUAUUGCAUAUAUACAUACAGCCAGUCUACCGUACCUGACUGCGUAUGGAUUAAAACCAUGACCGUCUAGCAAAAGCAGCAAUCGAACAUAUUGAAAUCGUUGUCAUGAUGCUACUCCAAUACCUUUUCUUAAUCUGCACCCUCGCGUUCCUCGCCGUCGCCAAUGUCGAGAAAACGAUCUUCAUCGCUCCGCAACCCCUCACCAUCCCCACGGUCGAUCCUACCCUCGAUGACCUAGGUCUAGAUCGUCUCUCCCCCUCUAGUCCCGUUCUUCGAACCAGAAUAAACGCUACAUUUCCGACCAACGAGUCCCCGGGUACAGACUCAUGGUAUUUCCUCGAGAACCUGAACCCCGGCCAACGGUAUGAGGUGCGGGUGUGUUGGUUGGCCACUGAACCGACGGUCUUUACCUUAGCAACGCACACCCUUCCACAAGCCAUUGAUAAUCCCGCCCUCUUCUCCUCGAUCAGCCUCUAUUCCCAAGCCCAUCUCGCCUCCCCUCAGUCUAACGCUGUUCCUCGCAAAUUGUCCUCGUUUCAUGAUCAAGCACCUACCUCUGAUUCAGUGCUCUUCCUUCGUGUCACUGCGGCGGCGGACUACUUUUCUCUUAAUAAGACACUAAUGGAGAAUGUCCCCCCGGUUGCAGCGGACAUCAUCCUCGAUCCCUUUUUAUGGAACAUCUUCCCGCAGUCGCUGGUACCGACGGCAUGUUAUAUAUUUGUUGUUGGAUGCUUAGCGGUGGUGAUCGGAUGGUGGGUGUUGGGAGAGCUGGGAAGGGUCGUUGAUUACAUGAACUCACAGCACCCGGAUGAUAAGAAAGAUAAGUAAUGAGCUAAGGUAAAUAUAUAUAUAUGUAUUGGUUGUCUGUAAAAUUCUGGAAGAACAAUGGCAAAAUGCUUGAAUAUCAUCUGGCUCAAUUUAUGCAAACUCUAAGUUUUAAAUGGCCUCAUCUAGAUGUAUUACUUGCGUGGCGAGGGAUUAACAUAACAUAAUUUCAGAAACACA
Messenger RNA from Aspergillus pseudonomiae, 1109 nucleotides. RefSeq lists its product as uncharacterized. Gene Ontology annotation, molecular function: mannosyltransferase activity. Gene Ontology annotation, cellular component: mannosyltransferase complex; endoplasmic reticulum membrane. Gene Ontology annotation, biological process: GPI anchor biosynthetic process. NCBI's taxonomy places the organism in Eukaryota, Fungi, Ascomycota, Eurotiomycetes, Eurotiales, Aspergillaceae. The coding region runs from base 210 to 932 and encodes 240 amino acids. The record is from RefSeq and is a predicted model, not a curated record. The transcript has 3 exons.